AUGCAGUUCCCCAUGGGCCCCGCCUGCAUCUUCUUGAGGAAAGGCAUUGCUGAGAAACAGCGGGAAAGACCACUGGGACAAGAUGAGAUUGAAGAGCUGCGGGAAGCAUUUCUUGAGUUCGAUAAGGACCGAGAUGGGUUCAUCUCUUGUAAGGAUCUGGGGAAUCUCAUGAGGACGAUGGGUUACAUGCCCACGGAGAUGGAACUGAUUGAGCUCGGCCAGCAAAUCCGCAUGAACCUGGGUGGCCGUGUAGACUUUGAUGACUUUGUGGAGCUGAUGACCCCCAAAUUGCUUGCAGAAACAGCUGGGAUGAUCGGUGUCCAGGAGAUGCGGGAUGCCUUCAAGGAGUUUGACACGAAUGGAGAUGGGGAGAUCACCCUGGCGGAGCUACAGCAGGCCAUGCAGAGACUCCUGGGGGAGCGGCUCACCCCCCGGGAGAUCUCUGAGGUUGUCCGGGAGGCUGAUGUUAAUGGAGACGGCACCGUUGACUUUGAAGUAAUACGGAUUCGUGGCAUCUCCAGAGUUUAUUGCCUAUUUCCUUCUGAGACCGUGGACCAAUUCCUUCAUCAUCACUAUAUCCCCAAAUCCUAG
Messenger RNA from Pan troglodytes (chimpanzee), 591 nucleotides. It is a transcript of the gene CABP5, whose product is annotated as calcium binding protein 5. Bases 1 to 591 code for a protein of 196 amino acids. Gene Ontology annotation, cellular component: cytoplasm. The transcript has 6 exons. Gene Ontology annotation, molecular function: calcium channel regulator activity; calcium ion binding. The record is from RefSeq and is a predicted model, not a curated record. NCBI's taxonomy places the organism in Eukaryota, Metazoa, Chordata, Mammalia, Primates, Hominidae.